Messenger RNA from Hirsutella rhossiliensis, 1587 nucleotides. RefSeq names its product PIF1-like helicase domain-containing protein. Gene Ontology annotation, molecular function: DNA helicase activity. The transcript is spliced from 3 exons. The record is from RefSeq and is a predicted model, not a curated record. Gene Ontology annotation, biological process: telomere maintenance; DNA repair. Lineage: Eukaryota; Fungi; Ascomycota; Sordariomycetes; Hypocreales; Ophiocordycipitaceae. The coding region runs from base 1 to 1587 and encodes 528 amino acids.
AUGCCACUCUCAGACCUUUCGGUAGAUGAUGUCCAGGCCGCUGCGAAGGCCCAGGAGCUGCUCCAUCUCCAGAUGCUGGACGAGAUUGAGACUGGUCCACAGGGUAGCCGUCAUCACGCGCCUAACGCCGACGUAGACGAUGUGCUUGCCCGCCACUAUGAUGCUGAGGUUCCGCUGCCGCAUCGAACUCAAGGCACGGCCAUACAGGGCCACCUUGCGACGUCAGAGUAUAGCCUCAACCCUCUGCAGACAAGGGCCCUUCAACUGGUGUGCAGGUUCUUGGACACACACUCCGCACAUCCCGAUUCGGCGGGUCAACAUCUCCAGUACACCGGAGGCCCGGGUGGCACGGGCAAAUCUAGGGUCGUCGAGGCCCUGAAAUUGGUCUUUUCCGCAAGGGCACAGGCACAUCUUCUCCAGAUCACGGGAACCUCGGGGAGCGCAGCGGCACAGAUCGGUGGCACGACCUUGCAUUCCGCCUGCGGACUGGAUACCCGCCGCUCCGCCGACAAACGAAUCCCACUUUUCUCGGAGGCCAAGAAGUGGGUGUGGAAGCAGAAGCUGGUCCUUGUGAUCGACGAAGUUAGCAUUCUUGGAGGCACUACUCUGUACGAGGCCAGCUGUCGUCUCCAGUCGCUCCGCGACUGCCCAGAUAAGCCCUUUGGCGGUAUUCCUGCUGUUCUGUUGAUGGGUGACUUUUAUCAGUUCGCCCCGCUGAUCGACCGCUCCGAUAUUACCUUCAGUAACGGCUUGCGCGCCAUAACACCUCUUAACCGCAACCGAUGGAGCCUCAAUAUGGAAGCCGUUGUCGACUGGGCGCGCUUCAAUGAGAGGCACAUCUCCGUCUUCGUGUCAACCCACACUUGGAGAAGAGCCGGCCUGUCCCAAUAUGAGAUCGCACAGGCGAUCGAGCAAGGGGAUGACUCCAAAUGCAAAAUCCCAGGCAUCUUAUUCUACGCCCAGGGGAUGCCUGUUGUUGUCAACAAGAACUUAUACACUGGUUUGAAGGUUGUCAAUGGAGCAGAGUUUACUGCGGCAGACAUCAUCCCCAAUCCGAAACACCCAGGAUACCAUCUUGCGGACGACGUCACUAUACACUUCGGUCCACCGCUAGGCAUCUUAUUACAGUCAAGCGACACGGCGAGCUUGGCAGUCCCCGUCCUGCCAGCGGAGAUGGUGCUCGUCCGCCCUAUCUCGCACAUUCUCGAACCAACUGAUUCUCACUUCAAGUUCUUGUCGACGAAAUGCAUCCGACGGGGUCUGCCGGUUGUCCCGGCCCUUUUUCUCACCGAUUAUAUAUCUCAGUCGAAAACCUUUGCCAAGGUCCUCCUAGAGCUGCGGGGAAAUCGCGUGACCAAUGGCGAACCCUCCAAGUGCGAUUUUACCAGUCUCUACGUUCAGUUGCCCAGGGGUACGACCCUUCGAGGCAUUAAGCUUCUCAGCCCUGUGCGGCCCCAAGACUUCAUUGGGAACAAACUGGACCAGACUAUGGUAGAUGCGAUGCAGAGGCUCAAGAACCUGGCCUCGGAGACGAAACGGAUUUACGAGAGCCUGGGUUGUGAUGCAUCGGGCCAUGCCAUCUUGUGA